Monosiga brevicollis MX1 is the source of this 1737-nucleotide messenger RNA. RefSeq lists its product as uncharacterized. Gene Ontology annotation, molecular function: microtubule binding. NCBI's taxonomy places the organism in Eukaryota, Choanoflagellata, Craspedida, Salpingoecidae. Bases 1 to 1737 code for a protein of 578 amino acids. Gene Ontology annotation, cellular component: katanin complex. Gene Ontology annotation, biological process: microtubule severing; microtubule depolymerization. The transcript is spliced from 15 exons. The record is from RefSeq and is a predicted model, not a curated record.
AUGGCCACUGAAAACGUGUCUCGCCUUCAGGACUUUGUGGCCCACUCUGACAAGGUCAACUGCAUCGCCAUUGGCCGCAAUGCCGGUCGCUACUUGGCAACUGGUGGUGAGGACCGUAAGGUCAACAUCUGGCACAUUGGCAAGCCUAACGCCGUGGCCACACUUGCUGGCCAUACAUCUCCGGUCGAGUGUGUGCGCUUUGACAACACCGAUGAGGUUGUGGUAGCUGGGUCUUCCUCCGGCACGCUUAAGCUCUGGGACGUCAAGCAAGGCAAAGCCGUGCGAACGCUCACGGGUCACAAAAGCAAUAUCCGGUGCCUUGACUUUCACCCCUAUGGCGAUUUCAUCGCCUCGGGCUCUCAAGAUACCAAUCUCAAGAUCUGGGACAUUCGCCGCAAAGGCUGCAUUCAAACCUACAAAGGCCAUACAGAGGCCAUCAAUGUUCUCAGCUUCAGUCCUGAUGGCCAUUGGGUCGUCUCUGGUGGCGAGGACGGCGUUGUCAAGCUGUGGGACUUGACAGCAGGCAAACUCAUGACCGAGUUUCGAGACCACGCCGGCCCCGUCACAGAUCUGCAAUUUCAUCCUUCAGAGUUUUUACUGGCCACAGGCAGCGCCGACCGGACCGUCAAAUUCUGGGAUUUGGAGUCCUUUCAAUGUGUCUCGACCUCCCGCCCCGAAUCGUCGCGCGUCCGGCGCAUCUGCUUUGAUCCUUUGGGCCGAGCCCUGUACAGUGGCUCGAAGGAUUCAUUCAAGGUGUACGGUUGGGAGCCAGAAGUCACGUACGACUCUUUGUCCAUGGGCUGGGGCCGUUUGCAAGAUAUGCACGUGAAAGAUCCGGAGGGAACAACGCUGGUUGCUGCUUCUUGCCACAACGAGAGCGUCAGUGUCUGGCUUGUUGAUCUUCAGAAUAUCAAUUUUGAUCGCAACAACGCAAAACCUGCCGAAACACAAGUGGUCAACCGCAAUUCAACGAUGACCUCGGACGCAGACUCUGCACAGCGACCGCGGGCGCUGCCUCGCGCGCCAGCAGCGACUGCCAACGCCGCACGACCCCGCAUCUCCUCCUCCAGCUCGACUACGGCCUCAUCGGGCGCAGCUCAGCUGAAUGUUCCAGCGCCUAAGACCGAGCCAAAUGGUACCCAGGCCCUAAAGAGGUCCUGGAACAAGACAGAUCGCCCAGUUAUCCCUUCCACUCGCGACAAACCGCUGGAUUUGGACGUUUCCGAGUUUCUGCCGUCCCCGAUUCAAGACGUGAAACGGAACGCAAGUCAGACAGAGGAUGAAUUGCUGGCGAGCCUUCGCUCUGGCCAUACGUCGAUGAUGACCAUCAUGAGCACGCGAGCUCGCAACAUUCAAAUUGUGAAGAAGAUUUGGGCGCAAGGCCGCCAUAGGAAUUUGAUGCUGGCCAACCCAAACGUCUGGACACUGGACUGUGCGGUGGCUGUACUUCCAGCCUUUGCUAACCUCAUCAAUAGCAAGCAUGAAACGUACGUCAUUGCUGCCUGUCAAACCACCAACUUUCUGCUCAAGAGCUUCGGGACGAUGAUCCAUGCAGCGGGGAUGACGGCAGCGGCAGGGCGCAGCGUUGACGUGUCCAAGGAAGAGCGCCAUGAGAAGUGCUGUGCCUGUUAUGAGAGCUUGCAAGUGGUAAAGGAGGCUCUACAAGCACGCAGCGAUGAAAGCGGCAAGCUUGGCUCGGCCAUUCGCAAAGCCAUGCGCGCCAUUGAAGUCAUGUAG